AUGAAGAAAACCAAUAAAAAUGGGAACACAAUUUGGCGCUGUGUGAAACAAAAUAAAGGACUAUGUAACGGCAGUUUGAUAGUACGAGGCGUCAUAGAGUUUAUGCCCAGCAAAGGAGGUAAAGGGAAAGUGCUGCUUUUCAAUGGUUUCACUUAUAACAAUAUGGGUAACAAAAAUCGUUGGUACUGCAACAGGAUAAAGCGCGGUUGUAAAGCAAGAGUCCAAUUAAUGAAUGACGUGGCGUCUUGGAGUUUCUGCCCAGUAACCGUGGCAAUGGGCAAAUUCUGCUUUACAACGGUUACACCUAUGGGAAUAUGGGAAACAAGAAUCGUUGGUAUUGCUCGAAGAAAUCGCGAGGAUGUAAAGCAAGAGUACACAUAACAUGGGAAACGUUAUCUUGUCUGUUCAAAUCAAAGAAGUAAAAACUGCUCCGCCAGAUUGAAGAUGGAUUCCACUGGGCUUGUUGUGAUUGAAGCUAAUGACAAACACUCUCAUCCUCCGCCACAGUUGUAUAAAACAGUCGAUGACUUCGGUAAAUUGGAUUUGUUGCCUAGAAUAGACGGUGCUCCAUAUGUGACGUACAAAAAUUACUCAUUCUCCUAUAUAAGUAAAACAAAACGUCUACUCAUGUGCUCCAGCAGACUCAGCAAGAAGUAAUUAGAUAGAGUGAUAUUUUUGCCGACAAAUAAAGGAAAACAACUAAUGAUGUACAAGAAAUAUACGUUCUCAUACAGGAACGGGAAACGGCAACUCGUGUGCUCGAGUGAAUUGAGCAAGAAGUGUAAAGCGAAACUGACCAUGGAUAAGACGGGUCUUGUUGUUCUACGUGCUAAUGUUGAGCACAAUCACCCUCCACCCGUGUACCAUAAAACAUUAGAUGAAAGUCUUCAAGCAAUGAAGAAUAAAUUUUACGAGAGAGUAACCCGCCUAAAGUCUCUUAAAGGGAAACCAUCACAACUGUACACGAAAAUCGAAUAUUUACAGCUGAUAAACCUCGUCAGGAUUAGCAGAACGAAGACUAAAAACAAAACGCCAAUAGAUUAUCACAGGUGUUGCAACUUUGAUAUACUCAGAGAGGGCGACACGGAUAAGCUAAUAGUACCUCUCAAGGAUAAGGUGGGACCAGUUAGAUACUUCACGUAUUUAGAGGAGAUGUUCGAUAUUAUACACGACACACACAUGUCGACGAAGCAUGGUGGUCGUGACAAAAUGAGGAAACUUCUACAGCCCCAGUUCAAGAAUAUCACACGUGAAAUUAUCAUGCAAUAUUUGAACGUUUGCGUGGUGUGCCGUAAAAAAGGCAAUAAGAAGGAUACAGAUGAGUAGAUUGUAAACUAAGAAGUGGAUGAGACA
Molecule: messenger RNA, 1353 nt
Organism: Diatraea saccharalis (sugarcane borer)
Lineage: Eukaryota; Metazoa; Arthropoda; Insecta; Lepidoptera; Crambidae
Source: the annotation of a GenBank genome assembly